AUGAAGUUUUCAUUCGCCAUCAUCGCAGCUGUGCUUUGCGUUUCCCAAUCCAUCGCCCUUCCUACAGGAUACGAAGGGCAGCUAUACAAGCGUACCAAACCCAAGGUCGUAACCACGACUGUUACCGAAGGUUGUGGUUGCCCCCCCACGUCAAUUCCCGUCCUUAAUACGAUUCCGCCUGCGACGAGCUCUGUCCCUCCUCCCGCUACGAGCACUGUCCCACCCCCUGUCACCUCUUACGUCCCACCCCCAGCUAGCACCCACGUCCCCCCUCCUCCCCCGCCCGCAACGACCCACCCUUCUAAAUCGGUGUUCCUCCUCCGAGGGUUCAAGAGCCAUGGCAUGGAUCACUUCUACACCACCAAUGUCGAGGAGAUGAACAACGCUGUUUCGAAACUGAGCUUCAAGAAGGAGUCCCAUGCCGCGAAGGUGUAUACCCACCCAGAAGUGAACACCAUACCCCUUCACCGUGUGUUCAAUGGGCACGCCAACGACCAUUUCUACACUACGUCUUCAUAUGAGCGCGACAAUGCCAUCCACAAGCUAGGCUACAAGGACGAGGGUGUUGCAGCCCACAUCUUCGCAACUCAGAUCUGCGGUAGCGUCCCUCUUCACAGAUUGUACAAUGAACAUGGAAAGAACCACUUCUACACCAUCUCCGAGUCGGAGGCUGCGACCGCUGCUCACAAUGGGUACACGAGAGAAGGUGUUGCCGGAUUCGUUCUCCCUCCCCACUAA
Pleurotus ostreatus (oyster mushroom) is the source of this 738-nucleotide messenger RNA. RefSeq lists its product as uncharacterized. The transcript is spliced from 3 exons. The record is from RefSeq and is a predicted model, not a curated record. The coding region runs from base 1 to 738 and encodes 245 amino acids. Lineage: Eukaryota; Fungi; Basidiomycota; Agaricomycetes; Agaricales; Pleurotaceae.